Messenger RNA from Glarea lozoyensis ATCC 20868, 525 nucleotides. Its product is annotated as SNARE-like protein. Gene Ontology annotation, biological process: endoplasmic reticulum to Golgi vesicle-mediated transport. NCBI's taxonomy places the organism in Eukaryota, Fungi, Ascomycota, Leotiomycetes, Helotiales, Helotiaceae. Gene Ontology annotation, cellular component: TRAPP complex. The transcript is spliced from 4 exons. Bases 1 to 525 code for a protein of 174 amino acids. The record is from RefSeq and is a predicted model, not a curated record.
AUGGUUGUCUACAGUUUCUACAUUUUCGACCGGCACACGGAGUGCAUUUACCAGCGGCUCUGGAACCGUCAGGAAAGACCCCUUUCAGACUCCGGAACAGCAGCUCGCCCACUAUCAGAUGCGAAUGUAUCGAGUAACGGCGCGCCGCCUCCCGAUCUGGGGCCCGCGAGGGCGCGACCGUCGAGAUUAAGCGCCAAAGACGAUGCGAAGCUUAUAUUUGGAACUGUGUUCUCGUUGCGAAAUAUGGUUAGGAAGCUCGGAGGGCCAGAUGACAGCUUUAUUUCAUACCGGACAGGCCAAUACAAACUACAUUAUUACGAGACUCCGACGAGCAUAAAAUUCGUCAUGCUCACGGAUACGCAAAGCUUAAAUAUGAGAAAUGUGCUACAUCAGAUAUAUGUAAAUCUCUACGUGGAAUUCGUCGUCAAAAAUCCCUUGUCACCGGUAGAACAUCCAGGAGGCGAGGGAGUAGCGAAUGAACUCUUUGAGCUGGCCUUAGAUCAAUUCGUGAAAGGUGUUCUCUAG